This is a messenger RNA of Oryzias latipes (Japanese medaka), 2309 nucleotides long. RefSeq names its product pro-opiomelanocortin B. Gene Ontology annotation, molecular function: neuropeptide hormone activity. The record is from RefSeq and is a predicted model, not a curated record. Gene Ontology annotation, biological process: neuropeptide signaling pathway. NCBI's taxonomy places the organism in Eukaryota, Metazoa, Chordata, Actinopteri, Beloniformes, Adrianichthyidae. Gene Ontology annotation, cellular component: extracellular region.
AUCCUAAUGUUUAAAUGUUUAAAUAAGUAAAUAAAUGUGUUGCAUGGUCAUUCUGCACAGUUAUACAAAUGUAGGAUGAGUCAAAAAAUGCAAAAAGGACAUUUUAGUUAAUACUUACAUCUUUCGUUAAUGAUGACCAAUAUUAAAUGAAACACUUGCUUAGCAUUUCUUAUCUUAAACUAAUUUGAAACUUUAUUGAAUACUUCAAAAACUGUUUUAAAGGAAACCUCUUAGUCAUUGUGUCUUACAUCAAGAAGAUUAUUCUUCUCUGGUGCUUGAGCUACACUGAUGCUUUUCUGUGUGCCUCGUCCUUGAGAGGUAUUGAGACAAUAACGCGUUCUGUAUGUGCUUAGCAGCCAGCUGGUGCAGGUGGACAACACUUAAAACUGUCUUUCAAAACGCACACUUGAGUGCGUUUGUGUCUUUCUGACGUCUAACAAAGCAGUUAUGACGUUUACCUGGUGAUUCAGGUCGCCCUAAUGAAGUUUCUACACAGGCAGACGUGCACACCUUGGAAAACAAGGACAACAAUUGAAUCACCUAAACCAAUUUCACACACAUCUUCUUAGAAAAGAAGCUUCUUCUCGUGUGUCGGAUGUGAGAGAUCAGGGCUGACCUUUGAGGCAUCGGGAACCAUAAAACCAAUUCCAUGGGACAACCUCAAAUCAAAAGACUUUUAUUCAUCAGAACACCUAAAAGUUUCUGAGCUGCUUCUUAGAAAAGGGCCACAAAGACAGCAAGUUAACUUGCAACUUCACUUAUGCUUAACCAAUUUUCUGACCGUGAAGUGUGUGCGCAGGCUCACACCGACACUUUCAUUCAGAAAGGAACAAGUGACGCCUCACCUCAGUCACUCCCAAAGUCCUUGAGACUCUUUGGUUCUUGCAUCUAUAAAAAAAAAAGAAAAUCCUUUUUCCUCCUCUGAGGAGGCAGCAGCAAACACCCUUCUCCUGCCGAGCAUUUGAUCACAGAGAGGAAGGAGGAAUAAGAGCAGCAGCGCCUCUAAAUCUGCGGAUAAAAGCAGGAAGAAAGGCAAAAAGAAAGGAAACACAAAAGAAAAAGCUGACGAUGGUGUCUCUUUGCUGGCUGUUGGUGGUUCUAAUGGGAUGCAUGUGCGCCACUGGAUCUACAAACAACUCUAUAGUCAACGAUCUGAACAGGAAAAACAGGAUAUUGGACUGCGUCCAUCUCUGCAUGUCUGGGAUCAAACCUGAAAGCCCAGACCUUGGUGGGUCGGUCCUUCCACCUAAGAAUAUUGAUGAUGGUGAUCUCUUACUUAGCAUUUUUUUGGCCACUCUGGCUGCUCAAGACAAAGCAUCAGAGUCAGAUAUGAACCGUCGCUCAUAUGCCAUGGAGCAUUUCCGCUGGGGGAAACCCAUAGGACGCAAACGGAGACCCAUCAAGGUUUUUGCCUCCUCUCUGGAGGAAGGGGACUCCUCGGAAAGGAGCUUCCCAUUUCGGGUUCGCAGACAUCUGAGCAGUGACAAGAAUGAAGCAAAGGGGAUGCACCAUGAAGCAAGUCACAGAAACCUUGGUUUGCUGGUGUCCAAAUUCCCCCCCAGAAAAGAUGUACCUCUGCAGGAUAGAAAAGAAGAAACCUACAGAAUGAAUCAUUUCAGAUGGGGGAGCCCACGUACAUCCAAACGAAAUGGCAGCUUUAGGAAGCUGUGGGAGGAAAGCUCUGAGGAGAAUCCAGCCACGCUCCUCAAAAACAUUAUCUUCAUGAAAGAUGUGCAAAGAAAAAUUGACUGAUUAUCAUUACAUGCUACUUUGCAUCUUUAUUUAAACUGCGGAAACUACCACAGCUGACUUUAGCGUGUUGUUGAAUGUAUUGUACUUUGGGCCAAAUAUUUGCCUCAUUAAACAAUAAAGGAGAUGUGUUGAAUAAAUGGUUUGAAUGACUGCUUUGAAAGUCUUGGUCUUGACUUCUUCAGGGUUUCUUUAAUCUUUUUAAUAAAAGAUUUUAUUUUCAGAUAUUAUUCUAUUCUGUAAACUAGCUUGUGAAAGGAUGUGAAUAUUUGUAAAUAUUUCUUCAGUUUUUGACAGCAAACUUUUUAAAGGGAAUAUUAAAUAAUUUGCUUUCUGCACCAAGAAAUAUGACUGGUUUUAUUUUUAUGAUAGCACGUAAAUACAAAAUAAUUGAGGGCCCAUCAGAUGGUGCAAAAUUCAAGUUAUAUUAAGAAAGGGUUUAUCCCUGCUGAGUUUUCAUACAAAUAAUGCGUAUUUUUCGACCCAUUGUUGUUCUUAUUAUGCUCUGAUGUGCUCAACCUUUCCAACAAAGAAGCUAUUGGAAAUAAAGUAGUCAUUAC